Molecule: messenger RNA, 639 nt
Organism: Vicia villosa (hairy vetch)
Lineage: Eukaryota; Viridiplantae; Streptophyta; Magnoliopsida; Fabales; Fabaceae
Exons: 2
Coding region: 1-639 (212 amino acids)
Molecular function (GO): nucleic acid binding; zinc ion binding
Source: RefSeq, a predicted model, not a curated record
AUGAAUGGCGGUCAUAAUGUUCCAGUGGUUGUACCCGAAGCUGCAGGUGGGACUUAUAGGGAUUUCUUUCGCAUGAAUCCUGCGGAAUUUCAUGGCGGAUUAGAUCCUAUAAAAGCACAUGAGUGGGUGGCCAGUAUGGAGGAAAUCUUUGAGAUCGUGCAUUGUAGUGAAGAAAACAAGGUAGUGUUUGCUUCUCAUUCGCUGAAGGGUCCAGCUAUGAGAUGGUGGAAGAGUGCUUCUGCUUUGAUGACUAUUCAGGAGGUACCUAAGGAAUGGGAUAAUUUCAAGAUCACUUUUAUGGAGAAAUAUUUCCCUAGUUCACUAAGGACUAAAAAGGAAUUGGAGUUUCAACAGUUAAGGCAGGAGAAUAUGUCAGUGGCUACUUAUGCUGAGAAUUUGAAGAAAUUUCAAGCUGAGAAAGAUUUAAAGAGGAAGAAUCAGAAUGAGAGAGGAAGGCCAAGCCAACAAAUUCGGCCUAGGUCACAAGCUUUCAAAGGGAAGCAAGUGCAAGGUUCUCGGUCUAGUGCACCUCCAGUGUGUCGUGUUUGUAGUAAGAAUCACUUUGGAAGGUGUAGCCUUGAAGGGGUGAAGUGUUUUCAUUGUCAGCAAGAAGGACAUAUGGCUAGGAAUUGUCCUUAG